AUGGCUUCGCGAUGCCUCGAUAUACCGCCUGACCUGCCCAUCGAGGCCACAAAAACGCACGACGAUGGUACAUUAGAAGUGCAGUGGAAACAUGAUUUUCUCGAACGCGGCUCCAUGCAUCACUCAGUCUAUCGACAGGAACAGUUGAGAUACUUGGCUUUGCAUCCAGCUUUGACCAAAGUGAGUAACACAUCGACAGUCGCUCGCGGUCCUCGCACCCUGUGGGACCGUCGCAAGAUCACGCGCGCUGCGAGUGCGUUUGAGUACUCUGAGUUACUCCUGAGAGGUCAAAGCUUUUACAACGCGAUACGUGCUUUCUAUCUCCACGGAAUUGUGCAAGUGCGAAAUUGCCCUGAAUCUGAGGAAGGGCUCCUAGCUCUCACCAGCCUGUUUGGUCCCUGCUGGGAAGGCAAGCUCUUCGAGGGCGACUUCAGCCACGUCAACGGGAGCGGAAUGGAUGGGAAGCAGGCCAUUCGUCUACAUACGCUACAUGCACGUCACCAGCAUCCACCGAGAAUCAAGGUUCUCCAUUGCCUAGGCAACGACUGCGGAGGAGGAGAGUACGUCUUCAGCGACGGGACAAAAUCGGCAACGGAGCUGGCCAUCAGUGAGCGUCACCUUUACUGGGACAUGACGCAAGGAGAAAAAUAA
This is a messenger RNA of Anthostomella pinea, 651 nucleotides long. NCBI's taxonomy places the organism in Eukaryota, Fungi, Ascomycota, Sordariomycetes, Xylariales, Xylariaceae. The record is from the annotation of a GenBank genome assembly.